Messenger RNA from Parnassius apollo (apollo), 234 nucleotides. Lineage: Eukaryota; Metazoa; Arthropoda; Insecta; Lepidoptera; Papilionidae. The record is from the annotation of a GenBank genome assembly.
AUGGCGUCGACGGUGUGUGUUUCUAGGUGCCGACUCUUGGCGAAAUUAGAAAUAAAUCGCGGUUUGUGUUUAGCAUCGAUAUUUAGGGAUUUGACAAAUAACAGGGAGUCAUGGUGUCGACGGUGGCGACCUUCAAGACGGUCUAUCUUUACAAGUGUGUGUGCUCAUGGAUCGAAAAAUCCACCCACGAAAUUGGAUCCUGAAUUGAAAUCUGACGAUCACAACAAUUACUAA